AUGUUGAAAAGGCUUUUACGUAAUCAUCAUGUCAUUCUCGCCUCUCAAUCUCCGAGACGAAAGAAAAUAUUAAUUGAGAAUGGUGGGCUUGAAUAUGAGAAGGAUUUUUUCGUUAUGCAUUCAGAGUUUGAUGAAAAGUCUUUGGAUAAGAAGAGUUUUCCAACGCCCAAAGAUUUUGUGAUUGAAAAUUCGAGAUUGAAAGCCUUGCAAGUGUUUAAUGCGUGUAAAAAUUCAAAAGAAAAUUUAAUUGUUAUUGGAAGUGAUAGUGUGGUAGUAUAUGAAGAACACAUAUUAGAGAAGCCUGUGAAUGAAAUGGAUGCUGUUAAUAUGCUUCAAAUGUUAAGUGGCAAUACACAUCGAGUUCUGUCCGGAGUUUCAAUUUAUAUCAAAACAGGAGAUGAAGAACAAUUAGUGACAUUUGCAGCAGAGACGACAGUAUUAUUUGACACCCUUACUUUGGAUCACAUUAAAGAGUAUAUUGAAACAGGUGAACCAUUUGACAAAGCUGGUGCCUAUGGUAUUCAGGAUUUAGGAGCUGCCUUUGUGAAAUCCAUUGAAGGAGACUAUCAUACAGUCAUGGGCCUACCAUAUCAUCUCCUCUAUACAAAUUUACGAAGAGUUUUGUCAAAUGAUAAUAACAAAUACUGA
Messenger RNA from Naegleria fowleri, 648 nucleotides. RefSeq lists its product as uncharacterized. The record is from RefSeq and is a predicted model, not a curated record. The transcript has a single exon. Bases 1 to 648 code for a protein of 215 amino acids. Lineage: Eukaryota; Heterolobosea; Eutetramitea; Acrasida; Naegleriidae. Gene Ontology annotation, molecular function: nucleoside triphosphate diphosphatase activity.